Messenger RNA from Fonsecaea nubica, 2295 nucleotides. RefSeq lists its product as hypothetical. The transcript is spliced from 2 exons. The coding region runs from base 1 to 2295 and encodes 764 amino acids. Gene Ontology annotation, biological process: DNA repair; telomere maintenance. NCBI's taxonomy places the organism in Eukaryota, Fungi, Ascomycota, Eurotiomycetes, Chaetothyriales, Herpotrichiellaceae. The record is from RefSeq and is a predicted model, not a curated record. Gene Ontology annotation, molecular function: ATP hydrolysis activity; DNA helicase activity.
AUGCUUGCCCGGGCAGCUGACAGACAUGCAUCCUCGGCAUCCAACGAGAAAAAGCAGUCUCCCCUGCCGUUCAGUUCCUCCGCCGCCAAUGCCCCCCGAGAGCCAUCGGCGGGCCUAUUGAAGCGGAAGUUGGAUCGAUCCUUGAGCACCUCGAGCAAUCUGAGCUCUCUCCAUCAGCAACCAUGGGCCGAUGAAAACACCCCUCCCAGCUUCGUUGACCUCACCGAUAACGACGAAGGACAGCACGACGUGCGAUACCCCAACCUUCGUCCUAUAGAUGCCGUCUCUUAUCCUUCACUACCGCCAAUUCCAAAGGGUUCUCCAGUUGCGCCUGCAAGUAGCGCCGAAGUUCCAUGGUCGUCCUCCCCCGUGCAUCAUUACGAAAACCCGGCUGCCCAAAGAGCGCUAAGAGAUAUACCGGAACCACGGCCGGCUGGCCCCAAUAAGAAAAGAGCACUUCCCGCGUCAUUUACGUCUCAGGUCCCAGGUGCAUCCCGGGAUGGAGAAAGCACAGUACAGGGCGAGCGUUCCGGCAGAUUCGAUAGCUUUACGUCAAAACACUUCCAGAAUGCGAGCAGCCGGGACAAAGCAUCGCUAGCGAUGUCGGAUAUGUUACAGAAGUCGACAUUUGCCCGUCAUCGAACAAAUACCUCACUUUCCAGGUCAUCCUCUGACCGCACGGCUCUGUCGACGACCCCCAAGCCAACUGAAACUGGUCCUGCGGCGUUUGACAGAGUGUCGGAACCUUUCUUGAGUGACGAGCAAAAGGCUGUAGUGAAGGCAGUCAUGGAUGAAGGGAAGAGCGUCUUCUUCACCGGGUCUGCUGGUACUGGAAAAUCGGUUCUUAUGAGGGCAAUAAUUUCCAAGUUGAAGCACAAGUACCGGAAGGACCCUGAUCGCAUCGCAGUCACAGCUUCGACCGGCUUAGCAUCGUGCAUCUUGGAAGGACAGACGCUGCAUAGUUGGUCCGGAAUCGGGUUGGGAAAAGAACCUGCGCCUGAACUAGUCAAGAAGAUCAAACGCAAUCAGAAAUCAAGACAGAAAUGGCUCCGAACCAAGGUUCUAAUCAUUGACGAAGUGUCCAUGGUUGACGGUCAACUUUUUGACAAACUCGAACAAGUGGCACGCACUAUUCGAAACAAUGGCCGACCAUUCGGUGGUAUUCAGUUGGUUGUCACUGGCGACUUUUUUCAGCUUCCUCCUGUACCUGACAAGAAUACUUCAGCCAAAUUUGUCUUUGAGGCAGUGACGUGGAACACCUGUAUCCAACAUACCAUCUUGUUGACCCAUGUCUUUCGUCAGAAGGACGAACAAUUCGCAAGGAUGCUCAACGAAAUGCGUCUGGGCAAGAUGAGUCCUGCCACUAUUCGAGAGUUCAAGUCACUUUCGAGGCCCCUGGAUUUUCGUGAUGAGCUCGAGGCAACUGAGCUAUACCCUCGUCGCGAGGAAGUGGAAAACGCCAACCAGAAUCGUAUGCGAAAACUGUCUGGUCAAAUGAUGACUUUCACCGCCGUUGACUCGGGCACCGCUGAACCUAACACGCGAAAGGCGUUGCUGAAUAACUUUAUCGCUCCUGAGAUACUGGAGCUGAAGAAAGGGGCGCAGGUUAUGCUGAUCAAGAACAUUGAUCAGCAACUCGUCAAUGGAUCCCUUGGAAUUGUCCAGUCCUUCAUGGAUGAAGGCACGUUCUUCACCUACAAGGAUGACGAACCUACAUUUCUCCUAGCACACGAGCCUGAUGACGGAGAAGAUGAGAGCGACAUAAAGGCGGCACGUGAGAAGAUCCGCGAAGCUAGGUUGAAGAACUCGACCACGGGUGGCGAGCCUAGAAUGCUGUGGCCCAUGGUGAGAUUCAACCUGCCUGAUGGGACGUCGAGGAGUAUGCUUUGCUCGCCGGAUGAGUGGAAGACCGAAUCCCAGAAUGGCGAAGUUCUUGCGAAACGAGUUCAAGUGCCUCUCAUCCUAGCUUGGGCGUUGUCCAUUCACAAAGCUCAAGGUCAGACACUCAGCCGAGUCAAGGUGGACCUCGGGAAAGUUUUCGAGAAAGGCCAAGCCUAUGUCGCAUUGAGCCGAGCAAGGACAAAGGAAGGCUUGCAGGUACUUCGAUUCGACGAGCGGAAAGUCAUGGUUCAUCAGAAGGUGUUGCAGUUUUAUUCCAAGCUAUCCGGUCAUGAGACACUGGAGAAGAAGGAAGUCAAGAAAGUCCUGGCCGAGGAGGAUGACUUCGGAGACGACUAUACCUUGGAGGAAAUGCUCGAGGCCGAGAAGCAAAUGCUGAAGGCGGGCGCGAUGUAG